GUGAAAAGCAGAAAAGCUAUUCUGUUCUAAACCACACGGUUCUGGAACUAGCUAUUCUCCUGAAGGAGAGACUCAACCUUGAAUAUCGAGCACCCACAACAUACAAGCUGAUUUUUUCAUCAAAUAAAGGUUCAGCAAGAUGGCAGAUAGUAGAGGAGGCACCACUGCAGGUGCUUCUGAAUCCCCACCAUACGAAGAUCGUCAGCUCUUGAAAUGGAUCGAAAGACAGCCAACGAAGAACCAACAACAUAUUACAUCGGAAUGCCUCAAGUACUUCCUGGACAAAGCUGCUCAACCCCGACACGCAUCGAACAAUGCGUGUAUCAAGCUCUGUUACUUUCUUGAUCAGUGUCGAAUCUCGAGUUCUUCUGUCAUCCAAGGCGUCGCAAUUUCUGAGAAGACUUGCUUAGAAUUGUUCAGCUUUUAUAUCGAGUGGAACGAGAAAAAUCAGAACCGAUCAAUGCGUCAAGUCUUGGAACUUGUUUGCUCUCUCAUCACUCGCAAUAAGGACAUUGAUAUUGCGCUCUCUUUGAAGUCCUCGAUCGUCCAAAGGACACUGGCUAUUAUCACGCAUCAAGCUGCACAACCUUUGGUCAAACCAGCUUUCAAAUGUCUGGAAUACCUGGUCGGGAAAGGCACCAUUUCUGUGCGAGGCCUCGUCGGCGCAGUUGAGGAAAGCGGAGCCGUCAGUGCCGACAUGUCUGCAUCAAAAUAUUCAGAAAUCGAAGACAACUCGUGGGAUGACUUCUUCGCUGGAGUGUUCGAGUGGAUGACGCUUCCUGACAUUUCCCCAGCUGCAGGCAAGUUUCUCGUCACAAUAUUCAGAGCUUUGAGAGAUCAGAAAUCCAAGGCUUCAGGGAAUCGAAACGAGUACUCUGCAUCAUGGCAACGAUGGAUUAGGAAUGGACUUGAAAAGAACCCUGAAAGCUUAGAGAACGUCAAGAAUUACUUAUUUCCACCACUGUUCAAGCUUGAUCGGGCUGGGUCGAUCAUCUUUCUGAGGGACCUGAACAUGGCUACUCCUUCGAUGAUCAGCGUGACGAAAGGUCUACACGCGCAUCAGUUACUGCAGCUCUCUGCUAUGGAGAUGGGUAAAAAGGCAGGACUGAUCGAAGAACCAGCAACGCUUGAUUGGCUCGUGAAGAGCAAGAAAUCCUCUGAGACCAUUGUCCUCACCGAAGAUGCGUUGAAGCAAUUGGUUUUUCAUGCUUCCGACACUGUCCGCUCACUUGCUUUCUCGGUCAUGGUUUCGUCUCUAUCUUCAAUUCGACCUUUCAGUUAUGUGGCUCUCGAAAUUCUGAAAUCGUGCAUGGAUGUCCUCUACUCAGAUCCAGAUGCCAAGUUUCGCAAUGAAGUCCUGAGUAAUACGAAACAUAUGAUUGAGAGACUGCGAGGAGCUACCUCUUCAAUGGCCAGAGAAGUUGAGAAUCUUUCAUACCUGCCGCAUGGAACCGGAACAUUCAACGAAGGCCAGAUGCAAGAACAGAAGGAUCUCAGGGAUGAAGUCAUGGCUCUACUUGAAGCUCAUAAAGACUUUCUGGCCUGGUAUCUAGGGUUUUUGCUUGGAGAAAUGAUCCCCACUGCUUCAUACCAACGACAUAUCACUGCCUUGAGAGCAACCCUAUUGUUUGUGAACUCUGGCAUACACGAGACAACACCACAAUCCGCACGCGUCUUUGGAAGCUCUCCUGCAUGGCCAUUCUCUUUCCAAUUCUUCACUCCAGGAGCAGUUCGCCUGUUAAUGGACCUUCUGUUAGACCCAUUCGAGGAUGUAAGAAGUACUGCUGCGGACAUUUUAAGGCUCGCUACACCUAGAGACUUCGAUUCGGGCUCUGCGGUGUGUACGGAAGGUCAAGAUACCUCAGUACAGACGCUUGGUACUCAGUUACAUGUUCCUCUGUCUGGUGGAUUAAAUUUGGUGGACACCUCGCUUAAAUCAACAGCUGGAAAACCCUGUGUAUUGUCUCCUGCAUCGUCCAGCAAUACAUUGGCAGAUAUUGCAAAGAGCAGAGAAGGUAUCUCAUGUUCGCAGACAUCGUUAUCAACUUCGACGUCGAUGUUAGGAUGCGGAGGCGUCGAAAUUGAACGCGGUCAUAAAACUCGCAAUAGCUCGCUUAACAGCAAUAGACAAGGAGAUGACAGAACGCCCAAAUCGAGUAAUGGCACUGAGAAGGGAGGAAGUAGUAUUUGUGGUAACAAGGCUGCAGAAGCUGUCGACAGAAUCGAGCAAGCUCCAGCACUCAGAACACCCUCGUCAAGUGAGCUCGUCGAACCUGAUAGCGCACGGAGCUUGAGUAACGGUUUAGACACCCUCAAAGAACCCAAAGAACCCGCAGAGGAACACAAAGAUUUCGCCGCCUUACUAUAUUUUAUCGACAGAGCCAAAGCAGUGUCAAGCAAGACUGGUCGUGCAGACUACUCAGACGGGUUGGCACGUUCUUAUGAACUCUUGUAUGGCAUGCAGUGUUCCGCUGACGCAAGGAAUAAAUUGAUGACACAGUUGAUGGAAGAUUUAGAGGAGAACCUUCGGAUCGCAGAAAAAGACUUAGGGCAAGCUGUGCUAGAAGCACCCAUUCAUGGAAAUUUUGCCGCACUAAGACUCGUUUGGGACUCUCCAGCCUUCUCACAGCACCACAAACAGACGCAGCUCCAUGAUCUUGCCUUACGUGCUCAAUUGGACGAUUUACAGCAGCGCAUGAUCACAGGUUGUAUUCGUAUCUGGCACGCUGUCAAAGAGAUCUUGUGCAACGACUCCCCUGAAGGCCAUCUCCUCGAAGAUCUGGAUGACGUCGAAGUUGAUCGUGUUGAUACGAAGAACGUCCUAAGUUACAGCUUCAGAGCCAUCCACGAAUCAAGUAACUUGUUACAGUCUCUGCUCAAGAAGAUCAAGAUCCACCUACCCGACGAAGGUCCUCUCCUACCUAUCGCGCUCUUCGAACAGAUCGGGGACUUGACAUUUGAUCAGCUAUCCAAUCUUCGCCAUCGAGGGGCCUUUUCUACUGUCUCACACACAUUCAAUAUGAGUUGCGAGCUUACUCAAUACAAGGGCUUGAAGCCUGGCACGAAGCUGGAUGCUAAACUGGUGGACUGGUACAAUAAAUCUCUGGAAUGUAUCCAACUACAAGCGUCUACAACACGUCGAUCAGCUGGAAUUCCAGCGAUGCUCACUGGUAUUAUGAUGGCCAAAUCUUCAAACGCUUCUUUUGAUACUAUCAUCAAGGAGUUGAUGAAGGUUGCUUGGCUCCCAGCUGUCAUUUCUCAGGACGACAACACGAGUAUCCCUCAAGUACAUGCUUUGAAUUCGAUCAAAGAAGCUUUCAAGAGCUCCUCUCUCGGUUUGUUAUGUGAGCCAUAUAUUGGAAACUGUUUACAAUUGGCGGUACACUCUCUGAAAUCCACAAUCUGGGCUAUUCGAAACUGCGGCCUCCUCUUAUUGCGUAGUCUCAUUGACACCAUCUUCGGUACCAGUGUUAGCAAAUCGGAGAUCGAGAACGGCUGGGAUGGACGUUCCAUCAAGAUCGAUUACAACAGAUAUCCUGAGCUUACGAGCGUCAUAGAGAAAUUGCUUGCCUCUUCCGAGGAUCUGUACGCCUUGAAUUCUCCAGAGAUCGUCCUUCCUGCUCUGGAUAUUCUUCGACGCGCUGGGCCUCCAAAUGGCGAUUCUACACUUCUUGUAAAACUCGUAUCCGCACAAUUACGCAGUGAUAUAUGGCACGUUCGUGAUAUGGCGGCCCGAGCAUAUUGCGCUCUCACCAUGGGACGAGAUAUUCCUACUUUAGUUGUCGAGUUGUUGACAGGCAAAGAAGGAGAACAUUCUAAUACCCGACACGGUCGCCUACUUUCAGCUAGGCGUAUCGUAGAGCGCCAUGCUUUGCUGAAUCCACUUGCUGUUUUUGAUGUAUCCGAAAUAUCAAAGGCUUGCUCUGCUCAAUAUCAUCUUGAAAGAUCUGCACCAAACUUCCGGUUGUUCAUACUGGCUGAGAUUAUCGAGACUCAGAACGCUCAACUUUCGGCUGCAUUAGCACUGUCAAAAGUGCCGGAUUCUGUUUUCUCACAGGCAGAUGAGAACUACCUAUCUAUGACCUUGAAGCUCCAUCAAGCUCCGGAACUCCGCCUGGCACUUCUUAAACAAGCCUUCCUCAUCGCAGCUGUUAAUGAAAACUUCGUCUCGAUCGCUGAUAUCACCAGAAGAGCUGCCGCGGUAUUGGAUUCUGAUACGAUGUUGGAAGUACUGCCCAUCAUAUCUCAGGCAUUCAAGUCAGACCCCAACUUGGUGAGAAUCGCUCAAGCAUAUGCGGGUAUUUACAAACGCAACAUCGACGCCGAUGUCAAUGCAGCUGCCCUGAAUUGCUUGUCCCAAGCUCUUGAGAACAAGUACGAUUAUGAAGUCUCUCAAGAGGGGCUGUCGGGAGUUUUUGCCGGACUCCAACCACGGUUCAGUGGCCCAAUUCUGUUGAAUGCCUGGGUCACCCUCAGUGGUUGGAUGAUGGCUGUCAAGUUUUCAAACUCCUUCGCUGGCACGGGCCGUUUGCUGCAGUCAGAGAUUGGGGAGUGGGGUGUGACUCUAAUGUGGCAUGGAGAAGCCACAAAAGACAACGAUAGUAGACUCGCAGCAGCGAAGGCUAUGCGCUGCGUAUUGUCCCACAAGCAGUGGGUGAGUAAAGCAAAAGCCGACUUUCUUCCGGUUUUGCUUCCGCUUUACAACACGUUAAACGACGACGAUAGCGAGAUCAGGGAGAUUGGGGCACAAAUAGUGUCCCAGCUUGCUGGGGUCUCUCUCGUUGGCUUGGCUGCUGCCCGAUGGCUGGCUAAAGACUUCAUGCUACCAAAGUAUGGAGCAUCCCUCAAAUUUGCCUGGAACGUGGUGGACAGGAUCACUGGGACCACGCCAGAGCUUACCCAGCGCAUGAACCCCCUCUUUUCCCUGGACAUGCAACUAGACUUGGCAAGAGAGCAAGACGACGAUCUCUUCAGCGUCGAGAAGCCAAAUCUAUACAUCGACGAGAAGAGGGAGAUUGACCUAUGGGCACAAGUACUCAGCAACUUACGACAACAGAUCGUUGAGGAAAGUCAGAUCUCGCCGUGGGACUCCAAGCCUCUCAACGCCCUGCUGAACUGGACGAUCGAAGGAUUGGUCUCAGUAACCAACCUAUUGGCCCUGUUACCCCGCUGCUCAGAAUCAGAUGCAAGCAUUUUCACCGCAUGUGUGAGAGUUAUCGCUGCCUCUGCUGCUCUCUUCGAUUACCACGACAACAUUUGUAAGGCAAACCCUGACGCCAACGACUUGAAGGGCUAUGCAACAUGGGUCGCCAAAUCUGAUGAGAUCCGCGGGCUUCUGCGCAAAUGGACAGUGCUCGCCAUUGAACAAGGAUUUCACGAAUCCAUCUUAGCCAAAUUGCUCGAACGAGAGCCUCCAGAAUCACACCUUCGAAAGCAAUACGAAGAAGCUUGCAAACUUGUUGCGGACUUCAGACUUGUUGGCCGCUUUGACUCCAGCACGAACCCACAAUAAAGGUCUUGAAAGACGUUGAAAAAAGCACUUGCAAGUCAUCUCUCGGGCGGACCGAUAUCUAAGGUUCCACAUUCUACAAUACUUCGAUCCUCUUUCUUCUCCAACGCUAAGCGGAACGGCCGAACUAAUUCUCCGAUAAACCACUAUUUUCGUUGUUGACUUCGACUUUGGCAACGCUAAAGAAGAUUUUGCGAUCUGCUACUUU
Messenger RNA from Mollisia scopiformis, 5717 nucleotides. RefSeq lists its product as uncharacterized. Gene Ontology annotation, biological process: tRNA methylation. The record is from RefSeq and is a predicted model, not a curated record. Bases 140 to 5512 code for a protein of 1790 amino acids. Gene Ontology annotation, cellular component: cytosol. The transcript has 9 exons. Lineage: Eukaryota; Fungi; Ascomycota; Leotiomycetes; Helotiales; Mollisiaceae.